Molecule: messenger RNA, 4032 nt
Organism: Trypanosoma theileri
Lineage: Eukaryota; Euglenozoa; Kinetoplastea; Trypanosomatida; Trypanosomatidae
Product: regulatory associated protein of mTOR
Exons: 1
Coding region: 1-4032 (1343 amino acids)
Biological process (GO): positive regulation of protein serine/threonine kinase activity; positive regulation of cell growth; cellular response to amino acid stimulus
Cellular component (GO): TORC1 complex; cytoplasm
Molecular function (GO): protein-macromolecule adaptor activity; protein binding
Source: RefSeq, a predicted model, not a curated record
AUGCGUGGGCGACGGCGUGUGGCUCCCGCACCAUCUGUUGCCGCCGCAGUAGCUGAGCGCCUCGACGCCUUCGCACCACAUCAACUCCCCGCGCUCCUUGCUGGCCCCAACGACGACGACGAAGACGGGUAUGUGAGCAACAGCAAUGGUAGUAACAUCAAUCAUAACGAGAGAGCCUUAUUUGAGGAGCGGCCGGCCCGCUCAAAGGCAAAGGCAGCGCACGGUCUGCUGCUGCUGUGCCUCAACAUUGGCAGCGACCCGCCGGACUACCCGCGCAUUGAGCCCUGCGCACGACUGGAGUGCUGGACAGACCCGCACGUGGCGCAGAUGGCCCGCUACGCCGCUGAAGGCGGGACUGAGUUAAUCGCAGAUGCGUUAGAACGACAAUAUCGAGUGCAAUUGCGGGAAGUGUCAUUUAGGAAAAUGGUGGAGGUGCACUUGGAGGAUGCGAAACAGGUAUUGGUUUCAAUGCGUCGAAAAGCUGAUAUGGGUAGAGUGCUGUUUCACUAUAAUGGACAUGGAAUGCCUCGAGCCACUCUAUAUGGUGAAAUAUGGCUUUUUGAUAAAGAUCGAACUCAUUAUGUACCACUCAAUAUAGGUGAAAUUGCUCAACUUUUAGAUUCUCCAACACUUUACGUAUUUGAUUGCAAUUCUGCAGGUUCUAUUUUAAAACAUUGGUAUAAGGAACGUCUUCAUGAAACUCGUCCACAUGAUAUGCUUAUAUGUGCCUCCAGUGUAGAAGGAUUUCUUCCAUUAAAUCCGAAACUUCCUGCAGAUGUUUUAACAUCAUGUCUUACUACACCAUUGCGAAUGGCUUUAGAAUGGUACGCGAAUUAUUCUCAUCGUAAACAUCUUUUACCACAUGUAACAGAUGAAAUGAUUCGCCAUAUCCCAGGUGAUUUAUCUGACCGAAGAUCACCUUUAGGAGAACUUAGUUGGAUUCUUGUUGCUAUUACAGAUACUAUUGCAUGGUGUACUUCUUCUCCAUCUCAAUUUUAUCAAAUAUUUCGUCAAGAUACUAUGACGAAAAUUUUAUUUCGAAAUUUUUUAUUAGCCGAUCGUUUGCUUCGUGAAGUAGGAUGUGUGCCUGUAACUCAUCCACCUAUUGCAGAAGAAGCUCAUUUGCAUCAUGUGUGGGAUCUCUGGGACUAUACAUUAGAAAAUGUUAUUUGUCAACUACCAGAUUUACUUACUGUGGAUAUGACAGAAAAUCCUAAUUAUACAUAUAAACCUUCUACAUUCUUUAUGGAUCAAUUAAUGGCAUUUGAAGUUUGGGUAGGAGCAGGAGAUUUAAGAAAUCAACCUGAAGAACUUCCAAGUGUCCUUUUGGCUCUUACACAAAUUUCAUAUCGUGUUCCCGCAUUAACUCUUUUGGUAAGAUAUUUGGAUUCGGGAGCAAUUGCUGGAAAACGUGCUAUUCUUUGUGGUAUUUUACCAUAUGCCAGCAAACUUUUGGCUCAAACACCUGAAGUAUUUUUAAUAAUGUGUGUGCUUUGGAUGCAAGUGGUGCGGGCUGAUGUGAAUCAAGGUACAUCUGAGUUACUAAAAUCACGAUUAGACAAGUGCUUUAUUAGACUUUUGCAAUUAGAUGAGAAAACUACAGUUAUCGAACCAGUGGAGGAUGGUCGAAUGGUGACAUCUCAUAUUAGUGGAAAUGUUGUUGAUAAUAAUAAUAAUAAUAAUAAUAAUAAUAAUAAUAAUAAUAAUAAUAAUAAUAAUAAUAAUAAUAAUCACAACAAUAAUAACAAUAAUAACAAUAACAAUGGUUUGAGUACACCUGUAGAUGCUAAUGAGAAUGAAGGAAGUAAUGGGAUUGUAGGAGCUGAAAAAACACAUUACUAUCUUAUGAGUGAAGUAGAUCUCGAUCGUUGCAAAGCUAUGGCUUGUUAUGUACUUUGUCAACUUUUAAAACGUGGUGAUGAGUCUCAGUCUGUGAUGUGCUGGAAUAAUCAGUUAUUAAACGCUGCCUUUUCUUGUUUAUCGUCCAAUAAUGCAGAAUUGCGAUCAUGGGCUUGUUUAGUUCUUGCACAACUUUUCUUAUCUUUACGAUAUGCAAAAAAAUUUGCUGCACAGGAGUGUACUACUCGUUUGGAUCUUUUUACACGUUUAUUACAAGAUAAAUCUCCUAUUGUUCGAAGUUCAUGUGUAACCUUAUUGGCUUCAUUAGUGGGUCAAGGUGUAAAUGAAUGCAAUUCUGAACAUCAUGUUAAACGUAUACAAAUGGAAAAGUCACUUCUUAUUAAACUUCGUAGUUUUAUUUUUGAUGCUAGUAUGAGUGUUCGAGAGGAAUUAAUAUAUUUUGCAUGCCAAGUAUUAUUUUACUAUGGAAAUUUAGUUCCUUUUUUGCAAUCAAAUACUUCUGGUAAUCGUUACAUGGAUUAUCUUCAAGAUGUUGGCAAAAAUUCUUCAGAGUGGGUAUUAGAUGAACCAGAUGUGCAGAUUAAAUCUCAAUUAAGUUCUACACGUCCGACUGUUAAUAGUCGAUUUGAUCAUUCUGUGGUAUUUAUAACAGGAUUUUUGGAAAGAGAUGACCCUCCACUAUCUACAUCAGGGAUGGAUACAAACACUAUCACUUCUAAAGUACUAGUAGUGCUUCAAGGAAUGGUACAUGAUGCCGCAUUAAUGUUGUAUAUACUUCAGCAAACAUGUGAUACAAGUAAAGUUACAGCAGCUAUAAAUUCCUUGAUAAAUAACGCUCCACCGCAGUCUCAUCGUUUUGCAAAUGAAGCCCUUCGAACUAUGUCCCGUGUGGUAUCUACGGAUUCAUCAUAUUUUAUAUCUGAAGCGGAUCGUGCACGAUCAACAAGGAAUGAUGAUAGUAUGCGUCAGUUAGUAUUGGAUAUGCAAGAUCGAAAGUUAGAACCACCACCAUGUAUGAUGAAUAAUAGCAAAACGAAAAUGACAAAAGUUUCUAAUGGUAUUACAAUUACAGAAGAUUUGGGAUACAGUGGUGCUGCUCUCACUCAUCAUCAGAUAUUACCAAGUUUAAUUCCUGGUGAUCAAGUUAUUUGUUCUGCAUUUCGGGCAUUAGAACCAGCAAUGGUUUUAGCUACAAAAAAUCAACGUAUACAUCACGUUUCUUAUGAAAAUUACAGAUCUCAAGCACAAAUUCAUAGUUUUUCAGUUCGUCUUGCUGCUCCUUUACAUGAUGUUUUAGUGAUUAAUGAUUUAUCAGAACAAGCAGGAUUAUUACUUGUACAUAAACGAGGUGGAUUUAGUCUUUUAAGAGGUUGUUGGGAGGAUAUACAAGGAGUACCAACAGAAGUUGCUACAUUCUCUGCAUGUCCACCAAAAAAGAUAGAUAUAAAAUCUGUCUAUCGAUCAUAUAAUGCGAAUUUAUUUUACGGGGGUUCUAUAGGUAAUAAUGGUGGUACUGAAAUUCAUGUAUUAUCAUUAUAUGAAGAACAAGUAAUUCAACGACUAGAGGUAUCUGGUGAUCCAAUUCUUACUUCUUUAACUGCACAUACAACAGGUCGAGCUGUAUUUGCCGGAUUCUCUGAUGGUUUAGUUCGUUAUUAUGAUGAUCGUCAUAAACAAGGAUAUCUUGGCGCAGUAGGACUACUUCAUCGUAGAACUGGUUUACCAUCUUCUUUUUCAUCAACAUCUACCUCACUUCCUUCUAAUCAUGUUGGUUUAGAUGCUAUUGUUGGAGCUGGUCCUGUUGUUACUGGAACAGCUGCUUUAAUGAUUGCUACUGCGAGUCAAAACGCUGUUCGAAUUUAUGAUAGUCGAAAAAUAUCAGAACCAACACUUGAAAUAGAUGUGACUACACUUUACAGUAAUUAUGGAGUAUGGUCUCCUGUAGCAAAGCCUCUUUUAAUUUCUGCAUUUGCUGCAGGUGUUCACACUGGAUUGCUUGGAGUACUUCUCUCGGAUGGGAGUUAUCUCGGUCUAAAUAUACGCGGACGUGCACUUUUUGAAAAACCAAUAAAAGUAUCCAAUACACAAGGAUCCUUGUUGCCAGGAAGCUUUGGAGUACAUCCACUGCGGCCACUCAUGUCUGUAGGAGGAGAAAUUCUCUUUAUGCAGUAA